GCCGGGCUUCCGGGCACUCCAUCUCCGGCAAGUGGGGUCGUGGAGGCGGCAGUGGCGGCGGCAGCGGCGGAAGGGAAGUGCCUUUUUUAACGCAAAUGGGUGAUGAAAAGGAAUCUUGGAAAGUGAAAACGUUAGAUGAAAUUCUUCAGGAGAAGAAACGCCGCAAGGAGCAAGAGGAGAAAGCAGACAUAAAGCGCCUCAAAAAUUCUGAUGAUCGGGACUCAAAGCGUGAUUCCCUUGAAGAGGGAGAGCUGAGAGAUCACCGCAUGGAGAUUACUAUCAGGAAUUCACCUUACCGGAGGGAAGAUUCUAUGGAAGACCGGGGAGAGGAGGACGACUCCCUGGCUAUCAAACCCCCCCAGCAAAUGUCGCGGAAGGAGAAGGCCCACCACCGGAAGGACGAGAAGAGGAAAGAGAAGCGUCGGCAUCGCAGUCACUCGGCAGAAGGGAAGCAUGCUAGGGUGAAAGAGAAGGACCGUGAGCAUGAACGUAGAAAAAGGCACCGAGAAGAGCAGGAUAAGGCCCGCCGUGAAUGGGAGAGGCAGAAAAGGAGGGAAUUGGCUAGGGAGCAUUCCCGGAGAGAGAGGGACCGGCUGGAGCAGCUGGAGCGGAAGCGGGAACGAGAGAGGAAAAUGAGAGAACAGCAGAAAGAGCAGCGGGAGAUAAAAGAACGGGAGAGGCGUGCUGAGGAAAAGCGUAAAGAACGGGAAGCCAGACGAGAGAUUUCAGCACAUCAUAGAACGGUGCGAGAAGAAUACGGGGAGAAAGUAAGGAUUUGGAGCCGUAGCCCUCUGCGGCAGCAGAGAGAAAAACUUGAACAAGGCGAGAUCAGAAAGCCAGUGAAAGAGGAAAAGCCGGAGGAGAGGGACCCUCUUUCAGAUCUACAGGAUAUUAGCGACAGCGAAAGAAAAACCAGCUCAGCAGAAACGUCGUCAGGGGAAUCGGGAUCUGGUUCAGAAGAGGAGGAGGAGGAGGAAGAGGAGGAGGAGGAGGAGUCCAGUAGUGAGGAAUCGGAGGAGGAGGAGGAAGAAGAGGAGGAGGAGGAAGAGGAAACGGGAAGCAACUCUGAAGAAGUGUCCGAGCAGUCUGCUGAAGAGGUGAGCGAAGACGAAAUGAGUGAAGAGGAGGAAAGGGAAAACGGAGACCACAUUCCUGUUGUUACAGAGUCGAGGUUUGACCGGGAUUCCGCAGGAAGCGAAGGCGAGGAAGAGGAGGCCGGGGAGGCCAGCCCACAGUCCAACGCCAUGACGGAGGGAGAUUACCUCCCCGACUCGCCCGUGUCGCCGCCGGUGGAGCUGAAGCAAGAGCUGCCGAAGUACCUGCCUGCCCUUCAGGGCUGUCGUAGCGUGGAGGAAUUUCAGUGUCUGAACCGGAUCGAGGAGGGAACGUACGGAGUGGUGUACAGAGCCAAAGACAAAAAAACAGAUGAGAUCGUGGCGCUCAAGCGGUUGAAAAUGGAGAAAGAGAAAGAAGGCUUCCCCAUUACUUCGUUACGGGAAAUCAACACCAUUUUGAAAGCUCAGCACCCGAACAUCGUUACUGUGAGGGAGAUCGUGGUUGGCAGCAACAUGGACAAGAUCUACAUCGUAAUGAAUUACGUCGAACAUGACCUCAAGAGCCUUAUGGAAACGAUGAAGCAGCCGUUCUUGCCGGGCGAAGUGAAGACGUUGAUGAUUCAGCUGUUGCGAGGGGUCAAGCACCUUCAUGAUAACUGGAUCCUUCACCGGGACUUGAAAACCUCUAACCUGCUGUUAAGCCAUGCUGGCAUUUUAAAAGUUGGAGACUUCGGACUGGCUCGGGAAUACGGAUCGCCUCUGAAGCCGUACACGCCUGUCGUCGUGACUUUGUGGUACAGGGCACCUGAGCUGUUACUCGGAGCCAAGGAAUAUUCCACGGCCAUCGACAUGUGGUCUGUGGGUUGUAUAUUCGGGGAGCUGUUAACCCAGAAGCCCCUGUUUCCGGGGAAGUCGGAAAUCGACCAAAUCAACAAAGUUUUCAAGGACCUGGGAACCCCCAGCGAAAAAAUCUGGCCCGGUUACAACGAGCUGCCGGCAGUCAAGAAGAUGACGUUCACAGAAUACCCUUACAACAAUCUCCGCAAGCGGUUUGGGGCGCUCCUUUCAGACCAGGGGUUCGAUCUCAUGAAUAAAUUCCUGACGUACUAUCCGGGCCGACGGAUCACCGCCGAAGACGGCUUAAAGCACGAGUAUUUCCGAGAGACUCCGCUGCCCAUCGACCCGUCCAUGUUCCCUACGUGGCCGGCAAAAAGCGAACAGCAACGGGUCAAACGUGGGACGAGCCCGCGGCCUCCAGAGGGCGGCUUAGGCUACAGCCAGCUGGGUGACGACGACCUGAAAGACACAGGCUUCCACCUCACUACCACAAACCAAGGGGCGUCAGCCGCCGGACCCGGCUUCAGUUUAAAGUUUUAAACGUCAGGCAAAGCAGCGCAGGAAGAGGGUGGGGCGGGGCGGAAGCAAAAAGGAAACGAACACUUGGCUCUACAGACGGGCCGUCGUCGGUUGCUCGUGUCGUGGUCUUUCGCCCCGGGAAUUAAAGCUGUUCCUUUAAUUUUCCAGCAGAAAGUCUUCCUGGGCCUGGCGUUUUUGCAUUCCAUUUGGAAUUAAUCUGAAAAGCCAAGGACUCCUCUGCAAAAAUACAAAAACUAAACAGAUCAAUCCCAGCAAACCAGAAGUACAAUUUUGGAACCGGUCUAUUAUUUUUUCCCCCUCUCCCCUUCUUGUUUGUAUUUAAAUCUUUUCUUCUGGUCGGGGUUGGUUUUGGUUUUUUUUUUUUGCUUGUACAUUUGUAGA
This is a messenger RNA of Elgaria multicarinata webbii, 2813 nucleotides long. RefSeq names its product cyclin-dependent kinase 11B. Gene Ontology annotation, molecular function: protein serine/threonine kinase activity; ATP binding. Gene Ontology annotation, biological process: protein phosphorylation; regulation of mitotic cell cycle. Bases 96 to 2432 code for a protein of 778 amino acids. Lineage: Eukaryota; Metazoa; Chordata; Lepidosauria; Squamata; Anguidae. The transcript has 20 exons. Gene Ontology annotation, cellular component: nucleus. The record is from RefSeq and is a predicted model, not a curated record.